AAAUGAAUAAAUAUUUAAAGACUAAAAGUGAAGGCGUGGCACGGCAUUAUCCGUUUAUUUUUAGUAGCAAACAUGUCGUCACGGUGAAUGCUCAGGAAGUUGCAAACCGAACAGGGGAGAUGAUGUAGACUGCAGAAUGGGAACAUACUUGCGAAAAACCAAUUUCAUCGAAGGGGUCGGCAAUGAAGUCUUGUUCGGAAUUGCUGCAUUUUCAGGCAUUCUUGUGCCUAUGAUUGCAUACAUCCUGAACAGACAACGCCAGGUUCCUGUUAUUCACCCAGACAGCGCUGCCAAUGUUGAAUCAACUCGUGCGCAGCUUCGCCAGGAUUCAGACCAUCAAAUUCAGACUGGAAGACGUCAAGCACGUCAAAACAACAAUGGUCAACUUACCUGCCCAAUUUGUUUAGGAGAUGCUAACUUUGCUGUUGAAACUAACUGCGGACAUAUUUUUUGUGGUCUGUGUAUUAUAACUUAUUGGCAACAUCAAAGCUGGCUGGGAGCAGUGCCUUGUCCAUCAUGCAGAACUCGGGUGACAAUAUUGCUGCAGAAUUUUUCCAAUCAAGAAGUUUUGGAAACUUCAGAGGAAAAGACACAGAUAAUAGAGCAGAUUAACAACUACAACCGCAGAUUUUCAGGAGAACCUCGCCCAUGGAUUGACUAUAUUCGUGACCUGCCAACUCUUCUGCGCCAUGCUUGGAAUGAAUUCUUCACUGUUGGAGGACUUAUAUGGAUGUUUCGUGUGAGAGUUAUCAUCUGUUUCUUUGCUGCUCUUCUGUAUUUUAUCUCACCUCUAGACAUCAUUCCAGAGGCAGCAUUUGGAAUCCUUGGUUUCUUGGAUGACCUUUUCAUCAUUCUUCUGCUUGCAAUUUAUGUCAGUAUUAUCUAUCGUCAGAUUGUAGAAGCCAGGGCAGCACGUGGAGCCCCAAACAAUGAAGUCAACAGAUGAACUGUUAUCAACAUAUUGCUUGUCUCUGUCUAAUUGCGGCUUUUAGACCACUCCCUCCAACAAAAAUUUAAAAAGGUGGGGGGGAUCCUAACAACAACGAUGAUAAACUUUGUUACUCCUGUUCCAUAAAUAUGUGAUUUUGGUCUUUCUGUGUCCUUUGUAUUAAUAUAAAAACUCGAAACAAGUUGCUCAGAUGGAAUGGUGCAUUUAUUUUAAACUUUGAAAAGCAUGACUGGAAACAUUUUUUGUAAAGUAAAGGUGCUUUAAAUAAGUGCUUUUGAAACUAUUUGAUUAAUAUUGCUUUUACAAUUUUUGGUUUUAUCAGAGUAGACAAUUUAAAAACAGCUCAAAAUUUUCUGGAAUAAUGCACAAUGCUGCUGUGUAGUAGAUUAAAAUAUAACAGAUUAAGAAUAAUAAUGAAACUUUAUGAUGGACUGUGCUUUGAACCUUAAAUAGACUUUGCCAUGAUAAGCGACUAAUCAAGUGUUUUCAUUCAGAUUCCUGCCUAUUUACACUUGGAGUUGUUUUUAUGCAUGGUUGUGAAAGAUACAUCAAGAUUUAUCUUGAUUAAAAUAAUUUUAACCUAUACGAAAAUAAAAGAAUUUCCACUAGUUUGAAAUGAAAGUACUGCUAUUUAAUAUUAACAUUGUUAAUGCUUGUUUGUUGAUGCUGAUGCCAGUUUAUAGACUGUUUUAUUCAGUGUCAUGUGCAAAAUAUGAAGUUGAAAUCUUUUCUGGUAUGGUUGCCCAAGCUAUUUGUAAGAGGAAGAUAAUUUGGGGAUAGGUUAGAUCACUUGUAAGGAUAUACUAAAAUCAUUUUUCUUGAUUGAUUUACUGGAAAAAUGUCAUUUAGUUAAAGGUAUCAGAUGUGUGUAUAUAUAGUUGCUAUCUUUCUGAGGGAUAAAUAGAAAAAAAAUUUGUAAUUCAUUGUGAUUAUGCACCUGAGUGUUUUGCACAUCUUAUCGACAAGCAACAUGAUGUGACUACAGCACAAAAACACUUGGUUUUGCAUGUUUGUAUUGAUCGAUACCAAGCAUUCUCACUACUGCAGUUAGUACAUCAGCCAGUUGUUUAACAGAACACUUUUUAGCAGGCUAGAGCAUUAUCAGUAACUCAGCAAAAGUAGCUGGCCCAGCUCUAGAGGGUGUUUUAUUCUGCCUUAUUGCAGUUGAUCAGUACUCUUUAUGCAAUUUUAAAGCUGUAAUAAGAAUAAAAAUAAAUUUUCAGCAUUUAUUGUGAAAAUAUUUAAUUAAUUUGAGUGUAGAUAUAAAAAGGGAAAUUCUUGUAACUGUUCCCUCUAUUGUUUAACUCAUGUUAUCUUUAAAAUAUGGUACAGCCUAUAAAAAACUAGCCAGGAGCAUACAGCAUAAUGUAUUAAAAGAAUAUUAAAUUAAUAUGACUAUGUGUGAGAAAAAGAGCGAUUGUACUUACUCUUGAGUUUAUUUAUUAAUCUUUGAAUGCCUGUAAAAGUGUUUAAUUUUUUUUUUUAAAUUUAUGUAGUUAUCGUAUUUCUUCUCUGUUCUGAUUGACUUGAAUCUGGGUCUAUAUGUCUUCAGCCUAUCUCAGCCUGAAUGCACUCACAUGCAUGUGUGAUGUGUGUUGGGGAGUGUGUGCAUGUAUGUUUAUAAACAACUAUUUUUCAUAUAGCAUCAAUGUUAACUGUGCAGACUUGUAAAUAAUCCACUUCAAUAUUGUGUAAUUUGAUUAUAUUAAAAGAAUUCAUCUUGUUUUGGGUUAAAAGAAUUCUCAAUGUAGCACAAUUCAUCAUACUCAACAUCUGAAAGUAUAAAGUGUUACAUUUGUCAUAUCAGUUUCUUGUUUUACUCAGCACUUUAAGUCAGGUUUUGGUAAAUCAUACUUGCAAAAGUUCACAAAUCAUUGCUUUAAUAAUUGAUGUUUUGUGAUGAAAGAGCUUAUGCAAUAUUCAGUUUACAAAACUCUAUAUUGUUACAUGUGUAACCAAUGGGGCAAAAAUGUGUGAAUUAUGACAAAUAUAGCAAUCUCUAGAAUUAUUAUUAUCUGCUUAUCUUACUUUCUUACAGUUGCCUGACUUGGUCAUUAACAAAACCAUUAAGUUUCAUCAGAUAAUAGUUUUCUUCAAGUCUCAAACAUGAAACAGUUUUCCUUGGUAAUCAUGAUUUAUAUUGUGGAAUUUACAUUUAGUGGCUUAUUCUUUAGAACCUGCAAUAUAAUUUUGUUGUGGAGUUACAGAAA
Messenger RNA from Pomacea canaliculata, 3159 nucleotides. RefSeq names its product E3 ubiquitin-protein ligase RNF170-like. Gene Ontology annotation, molecular function: metal ion binding; ubiquitin protein ligase activity. The coding region runs from base 137 to 946 and encodes 269 amino acids. Lineage: Eukaryota; Metazoa; Mollusca; Gastropoda; Architaenioglossa; Ampullariidae. The transcript has 5 exons. The record is from RefSeq and is a predicted model, not a curated record.